Messenger RNA from Haliotis rubra (blacklip abalone), 825 nucleotides. Its product is annotated as CTD small phosphatase-like protein 2. The transcript has 6 exons. Lineage: Eukaryota; Metazoa; Mollusca; Gastropoda; Lepetellida; Haliotidae. The coding region runs from base 112 to 555 and encodes 147 amino acids. The record is from RefSeq and is a predicted model, not a curated record.
UGUCAAUUAGCGCAUGCGUAAAAGAUUAAUUCAUCCGGGACCCGCUGCCUACGCGCGAAAUGGAGUCGGACUGAUUGCUUUCGACUGUUGAUUUGUUUGUGAUUGUUAACCAUGCAACUGCGGCAGAAGACAGGAGACACGCCCCCUAGUGGUGGGAAGCCAAGCCGCAGGAAGGGAGGUGACUCCUUGGCUUCACACUGUAUCUCACGGAAACGCAACAUGAAGUGUGAGCACAGUAUAGCAGAGGGAAGUCGUGACACUCCAGUGAAGAAGACGAAGGUUGAGAACGGCAUCAGUGAAACAAACACAAAUGGCGUGGACACCCUCAUCACCUCGACUCCACAUCGUACAAAGUCGGGCUUGAGGAAGAAAGCUGUUGUUCGUGACCAGGACAAGACUCACAUCAAGGCGAAACCAGAAACUGGCAGUCCUCCCCGAACAACUCUCCUUGGAACAAUCUUCCUCCCCUCUGUAUCCCAACUACAGUCAGGAAGAGACGGACCUGACAUCACCCAAGCAGGAGCUGGAAGAGAUAGCCAGGUCCCUCAUCCUUGACCUGACAUCCACAGAAGCUGAGUCGGACAGUGCUGCAUCUAGUAAGGAGAACGAGGACCCCGACCUUGACAAUGGUGUGGAGUGUAAGGAGGCGUACACUGCCGAGAAGGUCAUGGAGGAGAACAACAACGGCAGCCUGGUCACCUACAACCCCGCUGUCCCCCCAGAGUGCAACACCUACACCACCGCCCCUGCCCCCAGCCCCGAGGAGAACCAGACCGAGGAGAACUAUGAGUGGGAACAAGAACCAUACGAUCCGUGAGUUUGUUC